This is a messenger RNA of Dichomitus squalens LYAD-421 SS1, 1566 nucleotides long. Its product is annotated as cytochrome P450. Gene Ontology annotation, molecular function: monooxygenase activity; iron ion binding; oxidoreductase activity, acting on paired donors, with incorporation or reduction of molecular oxygen. The transcript is spliced from 11 exons. NCBI's taxonomy places the organism in Eukaryota, Fungi, Basidiomycota, Agaricomycetes, Polyporales, Polyporaceae. The coding region runs from base 1 to 1566 and encodes 521 amino acids. The record is from RefSeq and is a predicted model, not a curated record.
AUGGCUCGCUUGAGUCCCCAGGAUAUUCUUGCUACGUCCUUCUGUGUGCUGGUGAGCGCAUGGUUCUUCCUCCGUCGUCGAAGGGCGGGACGGUACCUCCAUCCGCCAGGGCCGAGGCCUCUACCCCUCCUAGGGAACUUGCUGGAUGUGCCUGACCCUUCCGGCUUUCCUUGGAAGACGUAUAUCGAAUGGGGCCAACAACAUAGGUCCGACUUGGUCCGUAUGUCAGUGUUGGGCACAAACAUCGUCGUCAUUAACACCUUGGAAAUGGUGAACGAGCUACUUGACAAGCGGUCAAGCAUCUACUCCGAUAGGCCUAGAAUGAUUAUGCUUAACGAGCUCUGUGGAUUUGGAUGGGGUACAGCGUUUAUCCCAUAUGGUGACCGGUGGAGAGACCAUAGAAGGAUCGUUCACCAAGAGUUUCGCUCAGGACCUGUGAAGCGCUUCCGGCCAAAUGAGCAGAAGAGCGCGACCCGUUUUUUGGUGAAUCUGCAUAGGCAUCCGGAGAAGCUCAUGGAUAACCUCCGCCACUUAUCCGCAGCUACGAUUAUGUCGAUAGCUUACGAUAUCGAUGUCGCAUCCCUCGACGAUCCUUACAUCCACACUGCAGAGGCGGCAGGUGACUCUAUCUCAGAGACUACCAUCGCCGGAGCCUUUCUCGUGGACAUCAUUCCAUUCCUAAGAUAUGUGCCGGAAUGGUUUCCGGGUGCGGGUUUCCAAAAGAAAGCGAAGCACUGGCGUGUUGCGGUCGAGAGAUUGCGCGACGCCCCUUAUGACAAUGCUUUGAAGCGCUUCACGGCUGGUAAUCUGGGCGACUGUACUGCCAAGUUUGUCAUCGAAUCGUUCGGCAAGAAUGCGAAGGACCCUAUGUACGCCGAUCACAUUAUGCGCUCCGUACUUGGCUCUAUCUACGUUGGUGGUGCGGACACUACCGUCUCUGUUCUCGGAUCGUUCUUCCUGGCUAUGACCCUCCACCCGAAGAUACAAGAGAAGGCGCGCUCCCAGCUAGACCGGGUCAUUGGUCCCCACUGUCUACCAGGCUUCUCAGAUCAACCUUCUUUGCCUUACAUCGAAGCCAUUCUUAGAGAAAGCCUCCGCUGGAACCCGGUCGUACCUCUGGAUGCCCCCCACAUGUCCACUCAAGACGACAUGUAUAAUGGGUAUUUCAUCCCCAAGGGAACCCUUGUCAUCGCCAACAGCUGGGCCAUCCUUCACGACGAGAAAGCAUACGGAACCGAUGCGUCCGACUUCAACCCGGAUCGUUUCUUGCGGCCCGACGGCACUCUGGACCUGGACGUGCGUGAUCCCUCGGUCGCGGCGUUCGGCUUCGGGAGGCGCAUCUGUCCCGGGCAGUACAUGGCGCUAGACUCGAUGUGGUUCACUAUAGCGAACGUCCUCGCGCUUUUCGAGAUCAAGAAGGCGGUGGACGAAGAUGGACAGGAGGUCACACCCGACGUGGAGUACAAUCGUGGGUUCUUUCACCCGAAGCCCUUCCCUUGUGUCAUCAAGCCGCGUUCAGCGGAGCACGAAGCGAUCUUGCAUGAGUUGGCGCACCAGGAGGCGUGA